Molecule: messenger RNA, 7084 nt
Organism: Benincasa hispida (wax gourd)
Lineage: Eukaryota; Viridiplantae; Streptophyta; Magnoliopsida; Cucurbitales; Cucurbitaceae
Gene: CSI1
Product: binding protein
Biological process (GO): anisotropic cell growth; regulation of cellulose biosynthetic process
Cellular component (GO): cellulose synthase complex
Molecular function (GO): microtubule binding
Source: RefSeq, a predicted model, not a curated record
CUCUGUAUAUUCGAAGACGUAAUUCUCAUUUUUAGCGAAAAAAAAGAAAAUAAGAGAGAGAGAGAGAGAGAGAGAGAGAGAGAAUAGAGAAAAAAAGGAAAUCACAGGCUAAGCUCUCUCACUCUCUCUUUAUGCUCGCUUCUCUUGUAAGAAACUGGUGGAUGUAUCAAAGAGCUUCUCCAUUCCAGUCUCUUCUUAGGAGGCUGCUAUGCUAUUAAUCGACUUUCUUUCAUAGAUCUGAAGAAUUCCGAGACGUUCUGUUUCAUCUUCAUUGUAUCUUAAAAGGAAGGGAAACUGGCGGCCACACUAACUUGGAGACUAGCUGCCAGCAACGGCAGCAGUCAUCCUACUAAUGAUCUGGAGAAAAAUAUGGAUGGAAAAAUUCAAGAUUCAGAGCCUCCAACUCCGCAUUCUAUUAUGAAGAUGGGCUCCAGAGAUCGCAAUAGCAUGGAAGAUCCAGAUGGGACACUGGCAAGUGUUGCUCAAUGCAUUGAGCAGCUGCGGCAGAGUUCCUCCUCUGUGCAGGAGAAAGAAUUUUCUUUGAAGCAAUUGCUGGAACUUAUUGAUACACGUGAGAGUGCAUUCAGUGCUGUUGGAUCUCACUCUCAAGCAGUUCCAGUACUAGUUUCUCUUCUUCGUUCAGGAUCCCUUGGGGUGAAAAUACAAGCUGCUACUGUUUUAGGUUCCUUGUGCAAGGAAAAUGAAUUAAGGGUAAAAGUUCUACUUGGAGGAUGCAUCCCCCCAUUGCUUGGUCUCCUCAAAUCAAGCUCGUCAGAGAGUCAAGUUGCUGCUGCAAAGACCAUUUAUGCUGUUUCCCAAGGUGGUGCUAGGGAUCACGUUGGAUCCAAAAUAUUUUCUACUGAGGGAGUUGUUCCAGUACUGUGGGAGCAGCUACGCAAUGGGCUCAAAUCUGGAAAUGUUGUUAGCUUACUGACUGGAGCUUUAAGGAACCUCUCAAGCAGCACUGAGGGAUUUUGGUCUGCAACUAUAAAUGCUGGCGGUGUAGACAUACUUGUGAAUUUAUUGGCAACAGGAGAGCCAAAUACACAAGCAAAUGUGUGCUUUCUCCUGGCACAUGUGAUGAUGGAAGAUGCAUCUUUUUGUUCCAAAGUUUUGGCUGCAGAGGCUACAAAAAAGCUUCUUAAAUUAAUAGGACCUGGGAAUGAAGCUUCUGUUAGAGCAGAAGCAGCAGGUGCUCUUAAAUCUCUUUCUGCUCAAUGCAAAGAAGCACGUCGUGAGGUAGCAAGUUCAAAUGGUAUUCCUGCCUUGAUCAAUGCAACAAUAGCUCCCUCGAAAGAGUUCAUGCAAGGCGAGUAUGCUCAGGCAUUGCAGGAGAAUGCUAUGUGUGCUUUAGCAAACAUUUCAGGGGGUUUGUCUUAUGUUAUCUCGAGCCUUGGACAAAGCCUUGAGGCAUGCACAUCAGCUGCUCAAACUGCCGACACAUUAGGGGCUUUAGCAUCAGCUCUCAUGAUAUAUGAUAGCAAAGAAGAAGCCACCAGAGCGUCAGAUCCUAUAAUUGUUGAACAGACUUUAGUAAAGCAGUUCGGAUCUCGUGUAACCUUUCUUGUGCAGGAACGAACCAUUGAAGCAUUAGCUAGUUUAUAUGGGAAUGCCAUACUUGCUGUCAAACUUGCAAAUUCUGAUGCAAAACGUUUACUAGUUGGUUUGAUCACAAUGGCAACUAAUGAAGUUCAGGAAGAGCUUGUAAGAGCCCUUCUUACCCUUUGCAACAAUGAAGGUAGUCUAUGGCGUGCCCUUCAAGGCCGUGAGGGGGUUCAGUUGUUGAUUUCACUCCUUGGACUCUCAUCAGAGCAGCAACAGGAAUGUGCAGUUGCAUUGCUUUGUCUUUUAUCAAACGAAAAUGAUGAGAGUAAAUGGGCUAUAACGGCUGCUGGUGGCAUACCUCCACUAGUUCAAAUUCUAGAGUCGGGUUCUGUGAAGGCAAAAGAAGAUUCUGCAACUAUCCUUAGAAACUUAUGCAAUCACAGUGAAGAUAUACGUGCAUGUGUUGAAAGUGCUGAUGCUGUCCCUGCACUUCUGUGGUUGCUUAAGAAUGGAAGCUCUAAUGGGAAAGAAAUUGCAGCAAAGACUUUGAAUCAUUUGAUUCAUAAAUCUGAUACAGCAACUAUCAGUCAGCUUACGGCAUUAUUAACCAGUGAUUUACCAGAAUCUAAAGUCUAUGUUUUGGAUGCUCUUAGAAGUAUGCUUUCUGUGGUCCCCCUCAAUGAUAUAGUGCGUGAAGGUACUGCUGCGAAUGAUGCCAUUGAGACCAUGAUCAAAAUAUUGAGUUCUACUAGAGAAGAGACGCAAGCCAAAUCUGCAUCAGCCUUAGCUGGAAUUUUUGAAAUCCGGAAAGACUUGCGUGAAAGUAGCAUUGCUAUUCAGACUCUCUUAUCAGUCAUAAAGCUACUUAAAGUUGAAUCUGACAAUAUUCUAGCAGAGGCAUCACGUUGCCUUGCUGCAAUAUUUCUCUCAAUCAAGGAGAACAAAGACGUGGCUGCUGCUGCUAGAGAUGUAUUAUCUCCCUUAGUUGUGCUUGCAAAGUCUGCAGUUUUAGAAGUUGCAGAACUGUCAACCUGUGCUCUGGCAAAUCUUCUACUUGAUAGUGAAGUUUCAGAGAAGGCUGUUACUGAAGAAAUUAUUUUACCUGCCACUAGGGUUUUGCGUGAAGGCACAAUGUUCGGAAAGACACAUGCAGCAGCAGGAAUUGCUCGCUUGCUUCGUUCUCGGAAAAUUGACCAUAGCAUCACUGACUGUGUGAAUAGUGCAGGAACUGUCCUCGCAUUAGUAUCAUUUCUAGGCUCUGCAGACACCAGGACUGUUUCCACAUCAGAAGCACUAGACGCUCUUGCCAUUUUAUCUAGAUCUGAAGGGGUUAGCGGGAAUAUGAAGCCUACAUGGGCAGUCUUGGCUGAAUUCCCCAAAAGCAUUUCUCCGAUUGUUGCAUCCAUUACUGAUGCAACUCCUAUAUUACAGGACAAGGCAAUUGAGGUAGUAGCACGACUUUGCCGGGAUCAACCUGGUGUUAUAGGAGAAGAAGUAGUUACUGCAUCUGGAUGCAUAGCUUCUGUUUCUAGGAGGGUGAUCAAUUCCACAAACAUUAAGGUCAAGAUUGGAGGAACUGCCCUUCUUGUAUGUGCAGCUAAAGUUAACCACCACAGGCUGUUGGAAGAUCUCCACGCAUCAAGUUCAUGUAGUCUACUCAUUCAAUCUCUUGUUGCAAUGUUAAGCUCUUCACAGACUUCUGCACUGGAUAAUCAAAGUGAUACUGAUAGGGAAUUUAUCAGCAUAUAUAGACUUGCUAAAAAAGAUAACAAUGGUACAGAAUCCAAUAAAGCUACUGCUGUUGUUUAUGGUGUCAACCUGGCAAUUUGGCUACUCUGUCUUCUUGCGUGUCACGAUGGAAGAAGUAAGACUGUGAUCAUGGAGGCUGGAGCAGUUGAAGUUCUCACAGAGGGAAUAUCCAAUUAUUAUUCACAGUAUGCUCAGAUUGACUUUAAAGAAGACAGCAGCAUAUGGAUUUCGUCUCUACUGCUUGCAAUUCUAUUUCAAGACAGGGAUAUAAUACGAGCACAUGCAACCAUGAAAUCUAUACCAGUGAUUGCAAAUUUACUGAAAUCAGAGGAGCCGGCAAAUAGAUAUUUUGCAGCUCAGGCCAUAGCAAGUCUAGUUUGUAAUGGUAGCAGGGGUACCCUGCUGUCGGUUGCAAACUCUGGUGCAGCAGGGGGACUAAUAUCCUUACUUGGUUGUGCAGAUGCUGACAUAUUUGAUCUUCUUGAAUUGUCAGAGGAGUUCAUGCUGGUUCGCUAUCCUGAGCAAGUUGCGUUGGAGAGGUUGUUUCGGGUAGAUGACAUAAGGACUGGUGCUACUUCUCGGAAAGCCAUUCCGGCUCUUGUUGAUUUGCUCAAACCAAUUCCUGAUCGUCCAGGAGCACCUUUUCUAGCCCUUGGGAUUUUGACCCAGCUAGCGAAAGACUGCCCAUCAAAUAAGAUUGUAAUGGUGGAAUCAGGGGCUUUGGAAGCAUUGACCAAAUAUCUUUCACUUGGACCACAAGAUGCAACUGAAGAAGCUGCUACUGAUUUGUUAGGAAUUCUAUUCAGCAGUUCUGAGAUACGUAGGCAUGAGUCUGCCUUUGGUGCUGUCAGUCAGCUUGUAGCAGUUCUGCGUUUGGGUGGAAGGGGUGCAAGGUAUAGUGCUGCUAAAGCAUUGGAGAGCCUCUUUUCUGCUGACCAUAUUAGGAAUGCUGAAUCUUCCAGACAAGCUGUGCAACCCUUAGUGGAGAUUCUCAGUACUGGCUUGGAGAGGGAGCAACAUGCUGCCAUUGCUGCUUUAGUCCGUUUAUUAAGUGAAAACCCAUCAAGAGCCCUUGCAGUUGCAGAUGUUGAAAUGAAUGCAGUCGAUGUCCUUUGCAGAAUUCUGUCAACAAAUUGUACAAUGGACUUGAAGGGAGAUGCCGCUGAGUUGUGCUGUGUACUUUUUGGAAAUACAAGAAUUAGAUCUACAAUGGCUGCAGCGAGAUGUGUUGAGCCUUUGGUAUCGCUUCUUGUGACUGAGUUUAGUCCUGCUCAGCAAUCAGUUGUCCGUGCAUUGGAUAAACUUGUUGAUGAUGAACAACUAGCAGAACUAGUUGCUGCACAUGGAGCUGUUGUCCCUCUUGUAGGGCUCCUCUAUGGUAGAAAUUUCAUGCUUCACGAAGCAGUGUCUAGAGCACUUGUAAAGUUAGGUAAAGAUAGACCUGCUUGUAAGAUGGAAAUGGUAAAAGCUGGAGUAAUUGAAAGCAUUUUAGAUAUCCUCCUUGAAGCACCUGAUUUUCUUUGUUCAGCCUUUGCAGAACUCCUCCGUAUACUGACUAAUAAUGCUAACAUUGCUAAGGGACCAUCUGCUGCGAAAGUGGUUGAACCCCUUUUCCUAUUGUUGACAAGACCAGAAUUUGGACCUGAUGGACAGCAUAGUGCACUCCAGGUUCUUGUUAAUAUCUUAGAGCAUCCUCAGUGUCGUGCUGAUUAUACAUUGACCUCUCACCAAGCUAUUGAACCACUCAUUCCGUUACUUGAUUCCCCUGCUCCAGCUGUGCAACAAUUGGCCGCUGAGCUCCUAUCACACCUACUUGUGGAAGAACAUUUGCAAAAGGAUUCAGUCACGCAGCAAGUAAUUGGUCCUCUAAUACGAGUACUUGGUUCUGGUAUUCAAAUAUUGCAGCAGAGAGCUGUCAAGGCUCUUGUUAGUAUUGCACUAACGUGGCCUAAUGAAAUAGCAAAAGAAGGUGGUGUCAGUGAGUUAUCCAAAGUCAUUUUGCAAGCUGAUCCUUCACUUCCUCAUUCAUUGUGGGAAUCUGCUGCCACUGUUUUAGCAAGUAUUCUACAGUUCAGUUCUGAAUUUUAUCUGGAAGUCCCAGUUGCGGUGUUGGUCAGGUUGCUUCGUUCUGGAUUAGAAAGCACAGUGGUUGGUGCACUGAAUGCUUUACUUGUGCUUGAAAGUGAUGAUGCAACAAGUGCUGAAGCAAUGGCGGAAAGUGGUGCAAUUGAGGCACUGUUGGAACUUCUGAGAAGCCAUCAAUGCGAGGAAACUGCAGCUAGACUACUGGAAGUACUUCUUAAUAACGUGAAGAUCAGAGAAACCAAGGUUACUAAAUCUGCAAUUGUACCAUUAUCCCAGUAUCUCUUGGAUCCUCAAACUCAAGCUCAACAGCCAAGGUUGCUGGCAACUUUGGCACUUGGUGAUUUGUUCCAAAAUGAAGCUCUUGCUAGAAGCACAGAUGCCGUUUCAGCUUGCCGUGCUCUGGUCAAUGUGCUUGAAGACCAACCAACAGAAGAAAUGAAAGUGGUAGCAAUAUGUGCCUUGCAAAAUCUUGUUAUGUAUAGUCGAUCAAAUAAAAGAGCAGUUGCAGAGGCUGGUGGUGUUCAGGUGGUAUUGGACCUAAUUGGGUCCAGUGAUCCAGAAACAUCUGUUCAGGCUGCAAUGUUUAUUAAACUCCUUUUCGCAAAUCAUACUAUCCAGGAAUACGCAUCCAGUGAGACAGUUAGGGCCAUCACUGCUGCUAUUGAAAAGGACUUGUGGGCCACUGGAACUGUGAAUGAGGAAUACCUGAAAGCCCUAAAUUCUCUUUUUAGCAACUUCCCACGAUUGAGAGCUACUGAGCCUGCUACACUCAGCAUUCCUCAUCUAGUAACAUCCCUAAAGACUGGUACUGAGGCAACUCAAGAAGCUGCGUUAGAUGCCCUAUUUCUUUUGAGGCAAGCGUGGUCAGCUUGUCCAGCUGAGGUUUCAAGAGCUCAGUCAGUUGCUGCUGCAGAUGCUAUCCCUUUGCUUCAGUACUUAAUUCAGUCAGGCCCUCCCCGUUUCCAGGAGAAGGCCGAGUUUUUGUUACAGUGUUUGCCAGGAACGUUAUUAGUUAUAAUCAAACGUGGCAACAAUAUGAAGCAGUCAGUAGGAAACCCCAGCGUAUUUUGCAAGCUCACCCUUGGCAAUACUCCACCGAGGCAAACAAAGGUUGUAUCAACUGGUCCUAAUCCAGAGUGGGAUGAGAGUUUUGCAUGGUCCUUUGAGAGUCCACCAAAAGGCCAAAAGCUUCAUAUUUCUUGCAAGAACAAGAGCAAAAUGGGGAAGAGCUCUUUCGGGAAAGUAACAAUUCAAAUCGACAAAGUUGUAAUGUUGGGAGCGGUUGCCGGCGAGUACACCCUGUUGCCUGAAAGCAAAAGUGGUCCUCGAAAUUUGGAAAUAGAAUUUCAGUGGUCUAACAAGUAAGCAACCAUUGCAUUAGUAGGAUACCAUCCCUUCCCCUGCGGAAUGAUUUUUUCAAUUUAUUUUCAAUUUUGAGUAUUUAUCAUCAAUAGUGUAUAUAAUAUUCUCUCCAGAUUUCUCUUUUAGUCUAUAAAUAGAAAUUUGUCAAAAUAUAUCUCUCUGGAAAUUUCCUUUCACUAGUGUUCUGGGUUAAAAAAUUUGACAGAAAAUUUGCUCUUGUUUGUAUUUCAUUGAUUUCAAGUGCUUGUCAAUUUUGAGGAAAAGUAAUGUAUAAUGUAAUUAUGUAACUUUCAUUGUGUGAGAAUUUAUUAUAAAAAUGUAUGCAUAGGAACUCUCAUAAACA